Molecule: messenger RNA, 897 nt
Organism: Daphnia pulicaria
Lineage: Eukaryota; Metazoa; Arthropoda; Branchiopoda; Diplostraca; Daphniidae
Exons: 4
Coding region: 16-858 (280 amino acids)
Source: RefSeq, a predicted model, not a curated record
AUAGCGGGCUAGACAAUGGAGCCCUUCAGUUCACUUCCUUCAGCCAUGAUCUUCCGCGUAGUUUGCUUCGUUGUGUCGCUCUCGGUAGCGAAAGCCCAACAUCAGUGGCCCUAUCCAUCGUUCCAGCAGCAGAUUCAGCCACCGCCACAGGCUCACCAACCCAAUGGACCUUUUCCACCUGGUUUCCUGCCGAUCGGAUCCAACGGCCUCCAACCAUUCGACGGAUUUCCUUAUGGAAACAGGCCGAUUUACAAUGGCGGACCUCCUCAGCAAAUGUUUCCGCCUCCCCGGAUGCAACUAUUGCGAAUUCAACUUGUCUGCGAAUCCGUCCCCGCACAACAGCCACCUAUAAUCCGUUGGGUCCGUCGGGACAGCUCGACAGUAGCCAGCACGGCAAUUACCAUUGCGGAAGGAGCCAACGCCGUUGACCCGAAUAAGUACACCGUUAACUUGGAAAAUCUAUCAAAUGGAGUCAUUCGUUCUGUACUCACCAUAGUCAGACCUGAGCCGGACUCUAGUCAGGCGGCUUACAAUUGUCAAUCCGUUUCCUCUUCAACUUCAACGGCUGAGAGUCGUGAAGUUUACGUCAUUGGUAACCGCCAAUUCGUCAACGCCAACAUGGCCUAUCACGCUGCAGACACAUUUACACACAUCACUGGAAACUGGCAACAACGUUCGGCCGCUGGCCCUGCCACAGAGGCAGUUAAAAUAGUGACACCCAAUCCACUUUACCUUAACGAUCUGAAUCAAAGUGGUUGGGAAAUUUAUCACGAAGAUGAAACGCACGAAGAACGCAACUCUCCGACACACAAAUCAGUCCCGCCCUCUGUUGUUGCCGGCAAUCACACUUCGAUCUAGGUUCAAGACUUGCAAAAUAAUUUUAAGAAACGUAAUAAU